Paecilomyces variotii is the source of this 486-nucleotide messenger RNA. RefSeq lists its product as hypothetical. NCBI's taxonomy places the organism in Eukaryota, Fungi, Ascomycota, Eurotiomycetes, Eurotiales, Thermoascaceae. The record is from RefSeq and is a predicted model, not a curated record. The transcript has 3 exons. The coding region runs from base 1 to 486 and encodes 161 amino acids.
AUGACUGAGGCUCUCUGUCGAUUACGAAUCAACGAGAUUAUCAUUAAGAGCGUCGAUAGAGAACAAGCCCGAGCUUGGUCAAAGAUUGACGAUAAAGCGCUGGUCAAACUGAAUGUAGAGAAUAACCUGCAACUUGAUAUCUACUUCCGCGGAGAAAAGAGGCGUCUGAAUGGCUGUCAUAUUGGAGGCCAAGAAGCGGUACUCCCAGUUAGAGGGACUUCCACAGUGCCUCACUUAUAUAGUGGUCGACGUGCGACCUGCAGUGGGAAAAGACCAGGGACCGUCGAGAAGACCAGGGACCGUCGAGACGACCAAGUCUGGACACACCUGUGUCAGAUCCUCCAGGCCGCAUCAGAAUCGACACCCAGAUGUUCGGUUAAGGGGCCAGUUCGGCGAAUUAUCGACAGGAGCGAUCAUGGAACGCCGUACUGGCGUUACCAAUCUGGGUCCUCGAGGGACCAUGACAGCGACCAUGAAAUGUCCUGA